AUGGAAAUGGGCCCAUAUGAUCGACAGGCGCCUGAACUGUCGCGUGAAAGCCUUUGUGUCGACAACGCCCGGGCGUUUACUGUCCCGGAGCAUCGAUACAACGAGCAGCAGCAACAACAACAAAUGAUAAGGCAACUACAACGCCAACAGUGGCGACUGGAGCCGCCCGAGCGCUUACGCCGUCCAAAGCUCACGCCCCAAGCUCUGGCGGAUUCGAGGGAUCGGGUUCGUGACGGCGUCUAUCUGGGCGCAAAUGGCUUCAGCGCUGUGCAGCGCCGCAUCGCUAUUGACUCUGUGAACGAUGAAUACUUGUGGCAGAAGGAGACGGGUCUUCGUGAGCCUGCAUUCCGUGAAAAGGCCCAGCACCUGCUUAUUCUGUGGCGCUUCAUCCAGCGCGUGUCGUUAAGUGAUCUCGAGCUCAGCGCCGACACGGCCGAGAGCCACAUUCACGCACAUUGGCUCCGUGCGGCGGCGGCUCUGCGCGCCCCAUCGCUCAGCUUUAGUGCCGAUUUGGAGAGAGUUGUGGCCUCAUUCCUCGGCAAUUUAUUUGACGGUAGAACAACCCAACAGCCCGACGCAAGUACCCAAUUGACUCGUGACCAAGCCACCGUUCGAGCCAUGGUUCACCUCUUCCUGCGCGCGCUGUCGUCUCGUACCGUGCAACGCCUUUUUCGAGAAGCGUGCCAAGUGGGGGACGGCGCGUCGAACAAGCAGUGGCUCCAGGAGCGGUUCGUGUCGCUCGUUCUGGAUUUGUAUGAUAUUCUCGGUGUCGUCCUGCGUGAGGUGACUGCAAGUGCUGGUUUAAAUGUGGCCGGAGGACAAUCGAACCCCGUGCCGGCGCUCGUGGAUAACGUAUUGUCUCUCAUCUAUGGACGGACGCACUUCAGCGUACUCCGAGACGAAGUUUCAGCGUUGCUGCUGGACCGACAGCCGCCGAACGCCCUGUCCGACGCCUUGAACCACGCCUUCCACGUAUUCGCAGCCCAAGCUAAAGAGACGAUGCUGGUUCUGCGGCAACAACAAGAUCCUCGACCUGAGCGUUGGGGCGGCAUGGGCAAUGGGAGCCCCACGCAGAGUCUGUGGAACAGUCGGUGGCUUCUGGACCCGGGGUCAGUGCGCUGUAACUCCCUUGAGAACGAGACGAAACGCGACGCACGUGAAACUUUAGACCUGGUUGCACUCGCGCAGCUCAUCCGCGAGUUUGGUUGCAUUGACAUAACUGUAGAGAGGGGCAAAAUGUCGCUGCGAACGGCCCUCUCGUUUGACGGUGCCAUGGCGAUGGCACCCAUGGAGCUAGCGCUUGACGGACGCUUGCAUGGGUUUCGUGUACUUCCCAGCGGCAUCUCGACGGUGAUUGCUACGGCUGGAGGAUGGUCGAUCGGUGACUACCUGACCAUGCCUUCAGACGACGGCCGGUACUUGAACCUCCGCUUCUUCGCCUUCAAAGAGGAGACCAAGGGAUCGAACACCCCCUCUAAUAACACGCCUGAGUCCAUGUGGACAAGCCCAACAAAGAGCCCAGGGACGAUGGUCCGCCGGAUCAGCUUGUCUCUCGUCUUGGAGCAGGAUCUAGGAGCGGACGAGCCCAUGGAUGGAGGUUACCCUAAAGAUGUCUUCGUUGUUUUACAUGGAACAGUCUGUGGUUCGACGUACACUCGUCCAAGCUCUGGAGUGGAGCUGUGCAGGAUGUCCAGUGCCGACCGAAGUGUGGUCUGGAACGUGUUAAAGUGGACACCUACAGUCGAAGUUCAGGCGGGCUACGUCGCGAUCUGA
Phytophthora sojae is the source of this 1773-nucleotide messenger RNA. RefSeq lists its product as hypothetical. The coding region runs from base 1 to 1773 and encodes 590 amino acids. The transcript has a single exon. NCBI's taxonomy places the organism in Eukaryota, Oomycota, Peronosporomycetes, Peronosporales, Peronosporaceae. The record is from RefSeq and is a predicted model, not a curated record.